CCGAAAUACAGUUAUUGUUUACGGAUCUCUGACGAAAAUAAAAUAUUCUACAAAAAUGACUGAAUCCGACGAGACCGGUUGGAUACAAUGGUUCUGCAAGCAGCGCGGAAACGAGUUCUUUGCAUUCGUGGAUGAGGAGUACAUCCGCGACAAGUUCAACCUGAUGUUCCUGGACACGGAGUUGAGAAACUAUAGCAGCGCCCUCGAUGUGAUCCUCGACCUGAACUCAGGGUCCCGCUCCGAUAAUGGACCCCAGUCCGAGGUGGACGAAAGCGCCGAGAAGCUCUACGGGAUGAUCCACGCCCGCUUCAUCCUCACCGAUCGCGGCAUUGAUCUGAUGAUCAAGAAGUUCCACAAGGGCGUCUUUGGAACAUGCCCACGCGUCUUCUGCCAUCGCCAGCACGUGCUGCCCAUCGGCCUGAGCGACACUCCCGGCGAGGAAAUGGUGCGUCUCUACUGCCCCAAGUGCAACGACAUCUACACUCCGAAGUCCGGUCGCCAUCGCAACCUGGAUGGCGCCUUCUUCGGCACUAACUUCCCCCAAAUGCUGUUCAUGGUCAAGCCGGAGGCGCGACCCAAGCGUUCAAAGACCAAGUUUGUGCCCAGACUUUAUGGGUUCAAGAUCCAUCCACUGGCAUAUCGCACUGGGCCACAAAAGGGCCUGGACGAAACUGAUAUUUAGAAUAAAUGUCGCCUCAAAACAAAAUUCUCCGUGCAUCAAAUCGUGCUAACAUAAAUGAGGUCGAUUUGUGCUAAGAAACGGAAGUGUUUCCGUUCCCCUGUCCGUCUUGCAAGGGCAAUUACACUGUGUGCUGAAUCCUACAACAUUACACUACAACAAGUCUGCUUCAAGUUGCUUUUCAUAAUUAUA
Drosophila persimilis is the source of this 871-nucleotide messenger RNA. RefSeq names its product casein kinase II subunit beta'. Gene Ontology annotation, molecular function: protein kinase regulator activity. The coding region runs from base 56 to 682 and encodes 208 amino acids. The record is from RefSeq and is a predicted model, not a curated record. The transcript has 2 exons. Lineage: Eukaryota; Metazoa; Arthropoda; Insecta; Diptera; Drosophilidae. Gene Ontology annotation, cellular component: protein kinase CK2 complex; cytoplasm.